CUCUCUCACCAGCGAGUGAAGCGGCCACAGUGAUAGAAGAGAGAAAUGUUGGCAAACCCUAACAAUAGCAGAUUGCACUGCCCUAAGCCCUCCCAAUUCCUGCACCCACAAAGGCCCAAAUGUUUUCUCUUCCCAAACUGCCCUCGUUCCCCCUGCUUCACCAGCAAGUCCAAGUUUUGCAAUUUGUCCCUGCUUCUGCCCAGAAAGAGUGGCAAGGGGUUUGGUAUCAGAGCUUUGGCCGAGCCCGGAGUUUCAACGAACGGUCCUCAGGGCUACCCUCCCCCAUACUCUGUCAAAAUCCCUGUUGGUGAUAGACAUAUUUUGGUUGAGACAGGUCAUAUUGGGAGACAAGCCAGUGCCUCUGUUACAGUGACAGACGGAGAAACCAUCGUUUACACAUCUGUUUGUUUGGCUGACGUUCCAAGUGAACCUUCGGACUUCUUCCCCCUUUCGGUACAUUAUCAGGAGCGCUUUUCGGCAGCAGGUCGAACUAGUGGAGGCUUUUUCAAACGAGAAGGAAGGGCGAAAGAUCAUGAGGUUCUCAUUUCUAGAUUGAUUGAUAGGCCUUUGCGUCCAACUAUGUUGAAUGGCUUCUACCAUGAAACUCAGAUACUUUCUUGGGUUCUGAGUUAUGACGGUUUGCACUCUCCUGAUUCUUUGGCCGUUACAGCAGCUGGAAUAGCAGUGGCUCUUUCAGAAGUUCCAAACUCAAAAACCAUAGCAGGAGUACGAGUUGGUCUCAUUGGUGACAAAUUUAUUGUGAAUCCUACAACUAAGGAGAUGGAAGACUCGGAGUUGGACUUAUUGCUAGCUGGCACAGAUAAUGCAAUAUUGAUGAUAGAGGGCUAUUGUGACUUUCUCCCAGAGGAAAAGUUGCUGCAAGCAGUAGAAGUUGGGCAGGAGGCCGUACGAGCAAUUUGCAAUGAGGUGGAAGCUUUGGUUAAGAAGUGUGGAAAGGCAAAAAUGCUUGAUGCAAUCAAGUUACCUCCCCCUGAGCUAUAUAAUCAUGUUGAGGAAAUUGCCGGUGACGAGUUGGUUAGAGCUCUGCAGAUUAGGGACAAGAUUCCUAGAAGAAAAGCUCUUUUGUCAUUGGAAGGAGAAGUUUUGACUAUCCUUACAGAAAAGGGAUAUGUUAGUAAGGAUGUAGCUCUUGGAGGCAGUGAAACAAUACCAGAUAUAUUUGAAGAUGAGGAUGAGGACGAGGAAGUGGUUGUGGAUGGUGAAGUAGAUGAAGGUGAUGUUCAUAUAAAGCCUAGUUUACGAAAGUCAACUCCCUUGUUCUUUUCUGAGGUAGAUGUGAAGCUGGUAUUCAAAGAAGUCACAUCCAAAUUUUUGCGGAGGCGCAUUGUGGAGGGUGGAAGAAGAAGUGAUGGGCGUUCCCCAGAUGAGAUACGUCCAAUUAACUCAAAAUGUGGACUACUUCCCAGGGCACAUGGAAGUGCUCUUUUCACACGUGGAGAAACACAGUCAUUGGCUGUUGUUACACUCGGUGAUAAGCAGAUGGCACAGAGGAUAGACAACCUAGUAGGGGUAGAUGAAUGGAAGAGGUUCUAUCUCCAGUACACAUUUCCCCCAUCAUGUGUUGGGGAAGUUGGACGGAAUGGAGCACCUAGUAGAAGAGAAAUUGGUCAUGGAAUGCUUGCUGAGAGAGCUCUUGAACCAAUUUUGCCUUCUGAAGAUGAUUUUCCUUACACUGUACGUGUUGAGAGCACAAUUACUGAAAGCAAUGGCUCUUCAAGUAUGGCAUCUGUUUGUGGGGGAUGCUUAGCAUUGCAAGAUGCUGGAGUUCCGAUCAAGUGCUCUAUAGUUGGGAUAGCGAUGGGUAUGGUUCUGGAAACUGAGGAAUUUGGGGGAGAUGGUGCUCCACUGAUUCUCUCUGACAUAACUGGAUCUGAAGAUGCAUCUGGGGAUAUGGAUUUUAAGGUUGCUGGAAAUGAAGAUGGUGUAACUGCAUUUCAGAUGGACAUAAAGGUUAGCGGGAUUACAUUGCCUGUUAUGAGAGAGGCACUCCUACAAGCAAAGAAUGGCCGGAAGCAUAUUAUUGCGGAAAUGUUGAAGUGCUCACCUCCUCCUUCAAGAACGCUUUCUAAAUAUGCGCCACUGAUUCACAUAAUGAAGGUCAAACCUGAGAAAGUAAACUUGAUCAUUGGUAGUGGUGGGAAGAAGGUGAAGAGUAUUAUAGAAGAGACUGGAGUAGAUGCAAUUGACACGCAAGAAGACGGGAUAGUGAAAAUUACUGCCAGGGAUUUGGCUAGUAUAGAAAAGUCUAAAGCUAUUAUUACUAAUUUGACAAUGGUUCCAACAAUUGGUGAUAUCUACAGGAACUGCGAGAUCAAAUCAAUAGCUCCAUAUGGAGUAUUUGUGGAAAUAGCACCUGGGCGAGAGGGACUUUGCCAUAUUAGUGAGUUGAGUUCGAACUGGCUGGCAAAGGCAGAAGAUGCUUUUAAAGUUGGAGACCAUAUUGAUGUUAAACUUAUUGAGGUAAAUGAGAAGGGGCAACUUCGCCUUAGCCACCGAGCGCUACUUCCAGAUACAGAUCCAGAGAAGGCCAGUGCAAAGCAGCCUACAGGUGAUGCCAAAGAUGUUGUAGGUUCUCAAGAAACAUCUGACAAAGGUUUACCUAAAAAAAUGAUUAGCAUUCGAAAGGGGGACUUAGCUGAAAAUAUAAGCUCGCCCAAAAAUAAUACAGCAGAGAAUACUUUGCUCCCACAAAAGAAGUUUAUCCGGAGAUUAGUCACCCCUGCCAAAGAUAGACCAAAUAUCAACAAAGAUAAGACAAAGAAGAGCAGCAGUGAAGUAGUCAAUAGCGUCUCGAGCAAUGGGGAAAAUACUUUAGUGAAUGGAGAGGCUAACAUUGGAUAGUAAGGAUAUUUCCUUCUUGACCUACUGACGAGGAUAAUUUGUUGGUCCUGUUUGUCAUGUUGAAAAAUGAUGGUGCAAUGCCUAGAAACUAACAGGAAGAAAUGGAAAUUGUUUAUUAGGACGUUCCACCGAAAGGUUCAUCUCACAUGCAAUGACGUGAAUGUGUCACAUUCUGCAGCGGAACCUGGUUAAAUGUAACUACAUCAUAUGUUCUUUAAGAAAGGGAAGUAUUAUGGUCUUGGAAAAUUUGCUGAACCACUGAUUCUUACUGGAUCAAGAAGAGCUCCAUUGUGGUGUGGGGUAAAUUUCCUUGCUAGGUGCUUGAGAGUUUCUUUUGCAAUAGAGGAGGAUGUCAUGGUGCUUUUUUUGCUCAGAUUAUUUUUGGGGCUAAUAUCUAAGCAAAGCAUUCGAUAAUGUCAACCUGAUAGUUUCGUUUUUGUUGGCUAUUGCUGAAGCACAAUUUUUUUGAUAAUAUGUUGUAAAACAUCAUAGUUGAGCUC
Messenger RNA from Prunus dulcis (almond), 3362 nucleotides. RefSeq names its product polyribonucleotide nucleotidyltransferase 1, chloroplastic. The record is from RefSeq and is a predicted model, not a curated record. Lineage: Eukaryota; Viridiplantae; Streptophyta; Magnoliopsida; Rosales; Rosaceae. Gene Ontology annotation, biological process: mitochondrial mRNA catabolic process; mitochondrial RNA 3'-end processing. Gene Ontology annotation, molecular function: 3'-5'-RNA exonuclease activity; polyribonucleotide nucleotidyltransferase activity; RNA binding. The transcript has 25 exons. Bases 46 to 2862 code for a protein of 938 amino acids. Gene Ontology annotation, cellular component: chloroplast stroma; mitochondrion; cytosol.